Messenger RNA from Olea europaea var. sylvestris, 728 nucleotides. Its product is annotated as acyl-CoA-binding domain-containing protein 6-like. Bases 341 to 703 code for a protein of 120 amino acids. Gene Ontology annotation, molecular function: protein binding. The record is from RefSeq and is a predicted model, not a curated record. Lineage: Eukaryota; Viridiplantae; Streptophyta; Magnoliopsida; Lamiales; Oleaceae. The transcript has 5 exons.
UUCUCACGUGGUUCCUCAGCGCAUUUUAGCAUCCUACAAAAUAGUGUACGUAAAAACAUCACACAAACAGACAAGAAGCUAUCUUCCCCCAUUCCAAUCCAACCCACCUUCCGUGCGACGGUGAUAGUAAAUACUUAAAGAUUCUGAAUCUAUGGACCGAUAGAUGUAUACAGCUUCAUACGUAUAUAUCCCUCUAACCAAACAUACAUUUCCAAGAGUCGACCUUUGGUACAGUGUCUGUGGUGUGAAGCUCUUGAGUGUGUUGUGUUGUUUCUGGGUUCGGAUCUCUCUCUCUCUUUCUCUUUCUCGAGUGGAAAUUUAGGGCUUUGAAACCAACAAAAUGUUUGGGUUUUCAAGAAGACGAAUCAAGCUUGUUGGAAGAUUAAAAGCACAACUUUCGGACUCUGCUCAGGGAACUAGAAGUCCAAUAAGGCAUUCUAAACAGGUAGGCAGCACUAAUGGGGAAGGUAUUGCAUCCAAAACCAACGAAGCCGAUGAACUGAACUGCAGGACUUCAUCUAGUGCGCCUGAGCUUAACAACUGCACCUCUGGAAGCUCUGAAAAUUGGAUGGUGCUUUCAGUCUCUGGAGAGAAGCCUACACCUCGUUUCAAUCAUGCUGCAGCAGUUGUUGGGAACAAGAUGGUGGUAGUUGGUGGUGAAUCUGGAAAUGGAUUGCUGGACGAUGUCUGGGUAUCGUCCUAAUCUUUGCUUCCUCUUUUCCUUUAAG